Molecule: messenger RNA, 1266 nt
Organism: Sordaria macrospora k-hell
Lineage: Eukaryota; Fungi; Ascomycota; Sordariomycetes; Sordariales; Sordariaceae
Biological process (GO): peptidyl-lysine monomethylation
Molecular function (GO): protein binding; protein-lysine N-methyltransferase activity
Source: RefSeq, a predicted model, not a curated record
AUGGCGAAAAGGAAACGUGAAACAGCAGGAAAAGGACAGAAUAAUAAGAGGACCGCUCGUGGGAAAGCCAAGAAUAAAGCAUCGAAAAUGGAAGCAUACGAAGAGUUGCUCGUAUGGGCAAAGGACAAGGGCAUCAUCCUCAACGGUGUUGAGCCCCGAAGGAUACUAGGCCGAGGAAUGGGAAUCGAAAACCAAACCAUCCUGACAAUUCCCUCCAACACUCUUCGGACAUAUGAGACCGUCCACCCUUCCAUAGCCUGUGCACUUCCGGACAUCUCCAUCCAUGGCCUCCUAGCCGCCGACCUUGCCUUUGACCCAUCUCCCUCCGUCAAAUACCAACAAUGGAACGCCGUAUGUCCUACGCGCGAGGAUGUCUGGGACUCUCUGCCUUUAGCAUGGGAUUGCCGGCUGCGAGAGUUCUUGCCUAAGAAGGCACUGGAGUUGCUUCUGAAGCAAGAGGCCAAGUUUGAGAAGGAUUGGUCCAUGGUUCAACAGUCUAAACUUCUCUCUCCAAAGUCCGGUGAGAAAGAGGACGAGAGCUCGGAAGAGGAGGAAGGUCAAAAACUGAACAAGACCAUAACAAGAGACGACUACCUCUACGCCUGGCUUCUCGUCAACACCCGUACCUUCUACCACGAAACACCCAAGACGAAAAAGUUCAAAAAGGAGGACAAAAUGGUACUACAACCAGUCGCAGACCUGUUCAACCACACCUCCUACGAUCCAUCCGCCGAAGAGAAGGAAGGUGGCAACAAGAAAACUUGCUCAGUCGCCUUCUCCCCCACCGCUUUCACCAUCACCACCACCCGCCCCUACUCCGCCGGCGAAGAAGUCUACAUCUGCUACGGCAACCACUCCAACGACUUUCUUCUCAUCGAGUACGGAUUCCUCUUUGACGAAAACGUCUGGGACGAAGUCUGCAUAGAUGAUGCUAUCCUCCCUUUACUCGAGAAGUUCCAACUACCACCCUUGACCACCCAACCACCAAAGAAACCAGCCCGACGCUUAAACGAACGAGGCAAAAAAGAUCCCAAGUCACAAAGCACUGAAAAACAACCACCAAAGUUCCCCAAAGACCUCCUAGAAGAAACCGGUUUUCUGGGGAACUACAACCUCGACCCCCGCAACCCCACAGGCUGCUACCGCACCCAGGUUGCUCUUCGCGCCAUCUCCGCCCUUUCUUCGUCUACAGUUGUCCCUCCUCCUCCUCACCCCACAGUUGUCCCUCCUCCUCCUCACCCUCCUCCUCCUCCUCCUCCUCCUUAA